Rotaria sp. Silwood2 is the source of this 1401-nucleotide messenger RNA. The record is from the annotation of a GenBank genome assembly. NCBI's taxonomy places the organism in Eukaryota, Metazoa, Rotifera, Eurotatoria, Philodinida, Philodinidae.
AUGCCGAAAAGAACAGAAGGAUCUGUGAAUUUUUCUCAAUCAAUUGAUUAUGAUGAUAGUGACAGUGAUGGUAAUGAAAACGAAGAUAAUAUUAGUGAUAAUGAUUACGAAGUUGAAAAGUCGAAUAAAAUUCAUGAAAAUCUUCCAAGUUUAUCACAAAUACUAAUAGUUGCACGUUUAUUAGGAAAGCGUGAAUUUAUUUUAUGUCGAAAUGGUACAAAAAAAUUUUUCAAUAAAGUACGUCAAUAUCGAGAAUUAUCUCAAUUCGAUAAAUCAAACGACGUUAAUUUUGGAUCAAGAAUGGGCAAAGCAGCAGAAAUAUUAUGUAAACUUGCUGCCAUUGCCGAAAUAUUAAGAAUAGCUAUCGAAAUAUUACAAAUUCUUCGAGCUCAAAAUCAACUUCAUUAUGAUGAUACUAGUCUUGUAUUCAUUCGAAAUGCAACCAGUUUGAUUGAACGUAAAUAUUCAUCUUCAAACAUUGUAUUAGAAAUUCACUCAUCAAGUUGUCGUAUUGCUGGUCAACUUGUAUGUAGUCAUCUGGUUAAAAUGUUAUUUGCAUUAUAUAAUAUUGAGCCAAAUGAUUUAGUUCAUUCAACAGUACCAACAAUUCGUCAACGCAUUAUUCAAAUGCCUCAACUUUUUUUUCUAAAACGAGAGUUAACAGGAUCUAUGGGUUUACUUCGUCAUUUUCCUACCGAUUUGGUUAAUACUGUUAUUGAUGAAUUAGUAAAUUAUCAAUUAAUACGACGAGGACCAUAUAUACGUACUACUUCGCGUGGCAUAGUUCAUAUGAAAUCAUUUCCAUCUGAUAACAUAUUAAAUGAUCCAAUAAAACGGAAUAUGAUCAAUCAAUUAUUGACUGAAAUUAAAAUGGAUUUAACAAGUUACAUGAUAAUAUUAUGUAAUAGUAGUAUUAAAGACAAACAAAUAUUAACUACAAAUGGUAUACAAAUGUUAUUACUUCCUGAACAUAAACAAUUAUAUGAAAAUUUAAAAAAAAACUAUCCAAAUCAUAAUUUCGAUAUGUAUAUUCAUUUUUUAAAAGAAAAAACAGCUGUCAUAACAAAUGAAAAUGUACCUAAUCAUAAUGUUUUCCCAUUACCUAAUUUUUUAAAUCAACUAUGUACACAAUUACAUGCCAAUACCAACAUGAAUCAAUUUUCUAACAUGUCAUUAUGUGGAAAUAUAAAUGCAAUAUCAUCUAUAAAUAAUAAUUCAAAUGCAAUCCCCAAUAAAUCAAACAUAAAUAAUGAUAUUUUUUCAACAAUUGAAUUAAAUAAUAUUGUGUCUUUGAAUACUAACGAAACUUUAUCUACAUGUACACAAACUAGUGUUGUUCCUACUGCAAACAGUAUAUUAAUAUUUAAAGGUGCAUAUCAAUAUAUAAUUCAUAUUUUGUAG